Molecule: messenger RNA, 2899 nt
Organism: Abrus precatorius (Indian licorice)
Lineage: Eukaryota; Viridiplantae; Streptophyta; Magnoliopsida; Fabales; Fabaceae
Product: serine/threonine protein phosphatase 2A 57 kDa regulatory subunit B' kappa isoform-like
Exons: 3
Coding region: 920-2437 (505 amino acids)
Biological process (GO): signal transduction
Cellular component (GO): protein phosphatase type 2A complex
Molecular function (GO): protein phosphatase regulator activity
Source: RefSeq, a predicted model, not a curated record
GUGUUCUUAAAUAUACUAAUUUUGGUGGGUUUCCCGUUUUGAAGUCACCUUGGAUUUUAACUGAAUUGUUAUGUACUAGAGUUUUUAUUUAUUUAUUUAAGUACUGGCAAUGAUCUUGUAAGGUACAAGGUCUUUAAUUAAUGGUUUCUCAAGUGGUUGCAAUUCUUCUAUAGUUUCUUCUAUUUUCAGUCCCAGAUCUCGGUUUUACCCACCCACUAUUGCAGCUUGUGUAAAGUUCUUAAAUUUGUAUUGAUUAUUGGCUUGUCAAUUUCUUGCUUGGACCGGGUCGUUUUCAUUUUUAUAUAUAUAUUUUUUAUUUUUGUAUUUUUGCUUCUCCCCUUUCUCUCUUUGUUUGAUUCCAAAAUUUGUUAAGAUGAAGUUGUUCUAGAUUUAUAUUUGGCUAGUGCUCCUGGGAUUGACUAAUUUUGUAUUCUGCUACGGUUUGGGCACUUAAUUGUUGUUCUUAGUUGAAAAUUUACUUAGAUUCAUCCAAAUGUACUGAAUUUUGUUAUUUCUUUUGGCACAAAUUCAUAAACAGUUGUUAGAUCUGGCUGGAAUGUGCUGUUUACUGUUCUCAAAAGACAUCUCAGUCUCACAUACCAUGUUUGAAAUUUCAUUAUCAACCUUCUCGGGCAUAUUGCAUCGGUUGUCUUCAUACACAGGAGUUUGUUCAUUUUCUUUCUUUGAUUCUUAUCGUUUGCUGUUCUGGUAUAAUCUCUAAAUUGGUCUUACUUACGCUGUGUAAGUUUCGUAUAUAGUAGGCCUUGCUUUCCAUUUUUUGCUAUGCUGUUAAAUGAUUACAUUAACUUGGGUUGAUUUUGUGUUUUUUUUGGUAAUCAACUUAAAAUGAUUCGUUUUAUUUAAGCUUUUAAUUGAGAUUGAUAAGUUGGUUGCAGGUGUUCUCAGGUAGAUUGUCACCAUGAUAAAGCAAAUUCUUAGUAAAUUGCCUAAGAAGGUUCCAAAAUCUGACUCAUCAGAUUCUUCAAGGAGUGAUUCUGGCAAUUCUACUAGUUUUGGGAAUGUCUUUCAGUGUACAAAUGUUGGAAGUACUAUUUCAAGCAAAUUAAAUGUUGUGAAAAGGGUAUCUUCAGUUGUUUUCCCUGCAAGCAUGAGUGCUGGAGUGGAAGCCGUUGACCCCUGUCUGUCCUUCAAAGAUGUUUCCAAUACACAGAAACAAAGCCUGUUUAUUAGUAAGUUGAAUCUUUGCUGCAAAGUUUAUGAUAUGAGUGAUCCUGAUAAGAACAGUACAGAGCAAGAUUUAAAACGACAAACGUUGGUGGAGCUUGUUGAUUUUGUUUCUUCUGGAUCUGUUAAGUUCACAGAACCAGCAAUUGCUGCAUUGUGUAAAAUGUGUGCAACUAAUUUGUUCAGGGUUUUCCCACCCAAGUUUCGUACGAGUACAACUGGUGGAGAAACUGAAGAUGAAGAACCAAUGUUUGAUCCUGCCUGGUCUCAUCUACAAGUUGUUUAUGAUCUACUCCUUCAAUUCAUCAAUUAUAACUCUCUUGAUGUGAAGUUGGCAAAAGCGCAUAUAGAUCAUGCUUUUAUUUUAAGAUUACUUGACCUAUUUGAUUCUGAGGACCCUAGAGAAAGAGAUUGCUUGAAAACAAUUCUGCAUAGAAUCUAUGGAAAAUUCAUGGUUCACAGGCCUUUCAUACGGAAAUCUGUUAGCAACAUUAUCUACCGGUUUGUUUUUGAGACCGAGCGGCAUAAUGGGAUUGCUGAGCUGUUGGAGAUUUUUGGGAGUGUUAUUAGUGGGUUUGCAUUGCCAUUGAAGGAAGAGCACAAAAUAUUUUUGUGGAGGGCCUUAAUUCCUUUGCACAAACCCAAAUCUGUUGGCAUUUAUCAUCAGCAAUUAACAUAUUGUGUUGUACAAUUCAUAGAUAAGGAUCAAAGACUGGCUAGCACUGUGAUAAAGGGGUUAUUAAAGUACUGGCCAGUGACAAAUAGCCAAAAGGAGCUGAUGUUCAUUAGUGAGUUGGAAGAGAUUUUGGAAAUAACUAGCAUGCCUGAAUUUCAGAAGAUUAUGGUCCCCCUUUUUCGGCGAAUGGCUUGCUGUCUUAAUAGUUCUCAUUACCAGGUGGCUGAAAGAGCUCACCUGCUAUGGAACAACGAGCACAUCCUUAAUCUUAUCACACAGAACCGACAAGUGAUUCUGCCACUUGUCUUCUCAGCACUUGUACACAAUGCUCAAAGUCAUUGGAAUCAAGCAGUGCUCAACUUAACUCAGAACAUAAGGAAGAUGCUAUCUCAGAUGGAUGAGGAGCUAGUACUUGCAUGCCAACGCAAAAUUGAGGAGGAAGAUUCAAAAUCAAGUGCUGCAGCUGAGAAGAGAAGAAUAACAUGGGAACGCCUAGAAGCUGAUGCUCUUGCCCAAACUGUAGGUGGUGAUAUACUAGUUCCAGUAAAAUCAGCUACAUGCUCAGUGGCAUGCUAAUUGCUUUGAGUAAUGAUAUGAUAUGAUGUAAGGUUCUAAUUAUUACAUAGUGGUGUGGUUCUUGAGUUUUAUUUGCCAUUGCCAAUAGGGUAUGUAUAUCAUAUAGUAUACUAUUAUUACUAUUCACUACCUUGAAAUUGUGCUGAGGGGUGUUGCUGAGGUUGUUUCAUAAACAUGGUGAGUAGGUGAUAGUAUUUUGAUUUUGUUUGGAGGAGAAAGAGUGUGGGGUGGGUGUGUGUCGGUGGCUUAUUCGUGCGUGCAAUUAUUUGCGGUGUCAGCAUCCGUAACUCUGACUCUUUGUUCAGUUUUCUUACCUGUUGGCCCCCACCUUAGUCCCUCCCUUCCCCUGCCACUGUGUACCUCAAUGCGGUGUCAUUGCUACUUUGCCAUACUCAUUGGCCAUUUGCUGUGUGCAUGUCUAAGCAUCUCUCUCUUCUCCCUAAAUGCCAACUGAAAACUUAU